AAAAUCAGAACUCACCUUUUGCAAGGAAAACAUGGGCAUCUGAACUUUCGUCUUCGUCCAUUUCUCAGUGGUCACUCAGCCACUGUGCUUUCUUCUCAUUGUCGCUCUCUCUCGAUCACUUCCCAAUGCUCUCUCUCCACUUUCUCCCCGGCGCCACCAACGCCACCAAACCUCCAUUUUUUCCGGCAACCCUUCAAACCCCACUCACAUUCCCCCUUCCCAAAACCCUAACCCUAACUCCCAAACCGAAACCUCCAAUAUCCUCUCUGCUCCAAUGGAACCGCAAACCCCAGCUCGCCGGUGACACCCCGCGCGUCACCGUCAUAACUUCCGGCAAAGGUGGCGUCGGCAAAACCACCACCACCGCCAACAUCGGCCUCUCCCUCGCUCGCCUCGGCUUCUCCGUCGUGGCCAUCGACGCCGACGUCGGCCUCCGUAACCUCGACCUCCUCCUCGGCCUCGAGAACCGCGUCAAUUACACCGUCGUUGAAGUCCUCAACGGCGAUUGCCGGUUAGAUCAAGCCCUCGUUCGCGACAAACGCUGGUCCAACUUCGAACUCCUAUGCAUCUCAAAACCGCGUUCGAAACUCCCCUUAGGGUUCGGAGGCAAAGCCCUAACGUGGCUCGUCGACGCGCUCAAAGCGCGUCAAGAAGGCUCCCCUGACUUCAUCCUCAUCGAUUGCCCCGCCGGAAUAGACGCCGGAUUCAUAACCGCCAUAACGCCGGCGAACGAGGCGGUGCUAAUCACAACACCGGACAUAACAUCGCUAAGAGACGCUGAUAGGGUCACGGGAUUGCUUGAAUGUGAUGGAAUUAGGGAUAUAAAAAUGAUAGUGAAUAGGGUUCGAACGGAUAUGAUAAAAGGAGAAGAUAUGAUGUCGGUGUUGGAUGUGCAAGAAAUGUUAGGGUUACCUUUGCUUGGGGUAAUUCCUGAGGAUUGUGAAGUAAUUAGGAGUACCAAUAGAGGGUACCCUCUUGUGCUUAAUAAGCCUCCAACUUUGGCUGGGUUAGCUUUUGAACAAGCCGCGUGGAGGCUCGUGGAGCAAGAUAGCAUGCAGGCUGUGGUGGUUGAGGAGGAACCCAAACGUGGGUUUUUUUCAUUUUUUGGUGGUUAGGGUUUGAAGAAUUUUAGAAAAAGGGAAUAUUUUUUUUUGUGGGGAUUUGGGUUUUUGCAAGUGUGUACAGUUGGGGUUGGCGAAGGUUUGUAUUUGUUGAAUUUAGUGAAUUUGUUGUGGUAGUGUCUAUAAUAGCAAUUGAGGUUUAUUUUUAUUGCCACAUUGGCUUAGUGUUCUGUUGUUGAUGGAUGGUUUAGUGAGAGUUCUAACUAAGUUUUUAAAGCUUGCUGUGAUUAUUUUUUGAGAAGUGAUGGGAUUUUGAAUUGUUUUUGCUCUGCUGCAAUGAACGUUUUUCCUUUGUUUAUGAGUGGUGUUACAGUAUACUUCUGUAUUCCAUGAGUGUAGAACUUUUUUGGUCUUGGGUUUAUGGGCAUUUUUGUGAUGUUUAUAGUCUUGCAAGUGUCUAGGUGGAAGUUGUGUAUAGUUGGGGUAUCUUGAUGAAUUGAGUAGUGAAUUUGUUGUGUUAGUGUCAGGAUUAUUAGUGUUUAUAUCAACAAUUUAAGUUUCACAUUUUUGUUGGCAUAGUGUUAUGGUGUUGAUGGUUUGAUGAUAGAAUUCUAACUAAUUUGUAAAGCUUGCUGUGUUAUUUGAAAGUGUAGAGAUGUUGAUGCCCUGCUGCUAUGAACAAUUUUCCUUUUUUGAUGAGUGAAGUUACACUGUAGUACUCCUUGAAUGACAGUGAACUUUGGAAUUUGUUUUUAGAGAUUGCUGUUUGCACUUGAUGUUGCCUUCGGUGGUUGUUCUUAUAUUUUAUUUCUUUGAAUGAUGAGCUUCCAUUGGGUUAACGGUGUAGUUAUGAAUGGCUGGAUGAAGUUACUUGUGUCUAAAGUUGUUGGAAUGUUUUUCAGCUGCAAUUGUUUGUUCUAGAUGGAUGAGUAAGCUUCAUGAGGUGUACUUCUUGAUACUGGCAACUUGACAAGGCCAGUUCCUGCCAAAUCUACCUUGCCACCAGGUUGUAUAACCUGCCACAGGGAUUGCUGAAGCUCAAGUCACAAGGGAAGUAGGGUGGUGGAUUCAUUUACGCUUAUGUUAAUUUCAAUUUUUAUGGUUGAUUUUAAAUAUUUAAUAGUAAUAAAGGGUUAAGUAUUU
Messenger RNA from Abrus precatorius (Indian licorice), 2204 nucleotides. RefSeq names its product putative septum site-determining protein minD homolog, chloroplastic. Gene Ontology annotation, cellular component: cytosol; cytoplasmic side of plasma membrane. The transcript has 2 exons. Gene Ontology annotation, biological process: negative regulation of cell division. The record is from RefSeq and is a predicted model, not a curated record. Gene Ontology annotation, molecular function: ATP binding; ATP hydrolysis activity. The coding region runs from base 126 to 1115 and encodes 329 amino acids. NCBI's taxonomy places the organism in Eukaryota, Viridiplantae, Streptophyta, Magnoliopsida, Fabales, Fabaceae.